Nematostella vectensis (starlet sea anemone) is the source of this 1157-nucleotide messenger RNA. RefSeq names its product calcium-activated potassium channel subunit beta-4. Lineage: Eukaryota; Metazoa; Cnidaria; Anthozoa; Actiniaria; Edwardsiidae. Gene Ontology annotation, cellular component: membrane; voltage-gated potassium channel complex. The coding region runs from base 62 to 778 and encodes 238 amino acids. The transcript has 2 exons. Gene Ontology annotation, biological process: detection of calcium ion; potassium ion transport. Gene Ontology annotation, molecular function: calcium-activated potassium channel activity; potassium channel regulator activity. The record is from RefSeq and is a predicted model, not a curated record.
UGUAAUAGACCUGAAAUGGAUCGUAUGUCAUCGCUACUAAAGAGUAAAGCAUCGAAACCGCAUGGAAAAAUCAACACUAUCCGAAUUUCUAGAAACAAGAGUUUGUUUCACCCCAAGACGUAAAACCCUUUGGAAGAAGUUUGCGGUUCUAGUGACCAUAUGUGGGGUCGGGGCACUACUGUAUUUUUGCAUCGCAGAAGUCGAGACUUGUAUUGAGGGGAUGAAGUUUGUGAAAGCGCGUUGUUCUGUAAACGAGAGCGGUAUACAAGGCGAGAUUCUAUGCGAUUGCGGUGUGUAUGUCCCAUCUGCUUGCUAUCCGUGUUUAAAAGUCUUGGUCGUGGUCGGAAUUGAUGGCGAAAAAGAGAAAUUCUCGCCCCCUGUGUUGCUGUACGAGAGUGUGUUUACGUUGGAUCAAAUAUGCUCUUACAAGCCCCCAUCCUGUUGCCAUGACAAUGUCAAAAACACCCAAUCAGUGAUGCAGAUACAAAAAGAGAUGCUAGCGAUGGGCCCUGCGUUUGAAUGCCACUACAACCCCAGGAACACGAGCCAAGUGAUACUUCAUAGACAUAACUACGAGUGGAUCGUAGCAAGCUGUUUUCUGUGGCCCUCUCUUGCCAUAGUCUUCGGCAUAGCAUCGAUACGAUUUAUCGAGAACAUGGAAGAACGAGACGCCUAUGUGAAGCAAUUGAUCAUGAUGGUAGAGGCCAAGCGAAAAAUAAGUGGCAAGUACCACAGGAAGAUCAGCUCGGCUGAGCCACGAACACCGACUGCUGUAUGAUUCAGCACACAAAGGGCACGUGCUCGUCACAUGUUACUGAGCCACAAACGACUGCGGUAUGAUACAGCACGCGGUGUACACGUGCUCGUCAUGUGCAAAUUGACUCACGAACACAGAUUGCCGUAUGAUACAGCACGCUAAGGGCACGUGUUCGUCACAUGUAACUGAGCCACAAACAUCGCCGUAUGAUGCGGCACACGGUGGGCACGUGAUCGUCACAUGUUACUGAGCCACAAUUGUCUGCGGUAUGAUACCGCACGCUAAGAGCACGUGCUCGUCAUGUGCAAGUUGACCCACGAACACAAACUGCCGUAUGAUGCGGCACACGGUGAGCAUGUGUUGGUCAUGUGCAAAUUGAACACAGACUUCCGUAUGAUGC